CCGAGUAGAGGGAAAAAAGAGAAGCCCAAGAGCCGCCGCACUGGCUUAUAACACAUUUUGGGGUUGCGAGUUGCGGGUUCUGAGCUUAAAGACUACUUCUUCUCUUUCACUCUCACCAUUUCACACUGCUUCUUCCUUUCUUCGUUCUUUCUGUUCCAAUUCCAACCAACUCAAACCACGAACCACCAACAUUCAUACAAUGGUCAUCGAAGCUUCUAAUCCUGCUCUUGUAACUUUCUCUUCUGACGACGUCGUUUUCAAGUCCCCUAACGACCGUCGUUUUUACCGCCUCUUACACCUCUCUAACGGACUUCAAGCUUUGAUUGUUCACGAUCCCGAGAUUUUCCCUCAAGGUCCUCUCCAAGAUGAACAUGAAGAAGAUGAUGAUGAAGGUGAAGAUGAAGAUGAAGAUGAAGAAGAUGAAGAAGACGAAGAAGAUGAUGAAGAAGAAGAAGAAGAGGAAGGAGAAGAAACUGGAAUGGAUAUAGAUGGGAAUAAGGAUGCUGCUGCUCAGACUAAAAAGGCGGCAGCAGCCAUGUGUGUAGGAAUUGGCAGCUUUUCGGAUCCUUUUGAAGCACAGGGACUGGCACAUUUUCUAGAGCACAUGCUCUUCAUGGGGAGUGAAGAAUUCCCGGAUGAAAACGAGUAUGAUAGCUAUUUAUCCAAGCACGGUGGCUCCUCAAAUGCAUAUACAGAGACUGAACAUACAUGCUACCAUUUUGAAGUAAAGCCAGAGUUUUUGAAGGGUGCCUUGAGAAGAUUUUCUCAGUUCUUUAUUUCACCUCUUGUAAAAAUGGAGGCCAUGGAGCGAGAAGUACAGGCAGUAGAUUCAGAAUUUAACCAGGCUUUGCAAAGCGAUGCUUGCCGUCUUCAACAACUUCAAUGCCAUACUUCUGCUGUUGGUCAUCCUUUAAACAGAUUCUUUUGGGGCAAUAAGAAGAGCUUGGUUGAUGCUAUGGAGAAGGGUGUUAAUUUGCGGGAGCAAAUAUUCAAACUAUACAAAGAUUAUUACCAUGGUGGAUUAAUGAAGCUUGUUGUUAUUGGUGGAGACCCUCUUGAUGUGCUUGAGAGUUGGGUUGCGGAAUUAUUUGGUGCUAUCAGAAAGGGUCCUCAAGUGAACCCCAAGUUCAGUGCAGAAGGUCCUAUUUGGAAAUCUGGUAAAGUUUACUGGCUAGAAGCUGUCAAAGAUGUUCAUAUCCUCGACUUAUUGUGGACACUUCCCUGUCUACACCAGGAGUAUUUGAAGAAACCGCAGGAUUAUUUAGCUCAUCUUCUUGGGCAUGAGGGCAAGGGAAGCUUGCUUUCCUUUCUCAAGGCUAAAGGUUGGGCUACAUCUCUCUCUGCCGGUGUUGGGGAUGAAGGAACUUAUCGGUCAACUAUAGCUUAUAUCUUUGUUGUGUCCAUAAACCUCACUGACUCUGGUGUUGAAAAGAUCUUUGAUAUCAUUGGCUUUGUCUAUCAAUACCUGAAGUUAUUGCAUCAAAUUCCUCCACAAGAAUGGAUAUUCAAAGAACUUCAAAGCAUUGGAAAAAUGGAUUUUAGAUUUGCAGAAGAGCAACCACAAGAUGAUUAUGCUGCUGAACUCUCAGAAAAUUUACUCUUUUAUCCGCCAGAGCAUGUCAUAUAUGGUGAAUAUGUUUACCAGACUUGGGACGAACAAUUGAUAAAGCAACUUCUUGGUUUCUUCAUUCCAGAAAACAUGAGAGUAGAUGUUGUUUCGAAGUUGUUCCUUAAGUCGGAACAUGUCCAAUGUGAACCUUGGUUUGGUUCACGUUAUGUUGAAGAAGACAUUGCUCAAGAUUUAAUGGAGUUAUGGAGAAAUCCUCCAGAAAUUGAGGCCUCACUACAUCUUCCAUCAAAAAAUGAGUUCAUUCCAAGUGAUUUUUCUAUACGUUCUGGUGACACAUGUGAUGAGUUUGCAAAUUCAACUUCUCCUAGAUGUAUAGUUGAUGAAGCAUUGAUCAAAUUCUGGUACAAGUUGGAUAGUACUUUCAAAGUUCCUCGUGCCAAUACAUAUUUUCGGAUCAACUUGAAGGGUGGAUAUGCUAAUGCCCGGAGUUGUGUGUUGUCUGAAUUGUUCAUUCUUCUUCUUAAAGAUGAGUUGAAUGAAGUCAUAUAUCAGGCUAGUAUUGCAAAGUUAGAAACUUCUGUCUCCUAUGUUGGCGACAAACUGGAACUGAAGGUCUAUGGUUUCAAUGAGAAGCUUCCCAUUCUCUUAUCUAAAGUUUUAUCAGUAGCUAGAUCCUUUAUUCCUACUGGCGAUCGAUUUGAGGUUAUAAAAGAAGACAUGAAGAGAACUUUGAAGAAUACCAACAUGAAGCCUUUAAAUCAUUCGGCAUAUUUGAGAUUGCAAGUUUUGUGCCAGAGCUUUUAUGACAUUGAGGAGAAGCUGCAUCAUCUAAAUGAUUUAUUUCUUGAUGAUUUGAUUGCAUUUAUCCCUGAACUUCGCUCCGAGCUAUACAUUGAGGGUCUAUGCCAUGGAAAUAUUUCAGAAGAAGAAGCAAUUAACAUAUCAAAUAUAUUUAAGACGAACUUUAUAGUAAAUCCACUUCCCAUUGAGCUGAGGCACGCUGAACGCGUUAUUUGCCUUCCAUCCAGUGCCAAUCUAGUUAGAGAUGUUAGUGUAAAGAACAAGUCAGAAAAGAAUUCUGUGGUUGAGCUAUAUUUUCAAAUUGAGCAAGAUCUUGGGUUGGGAUCAAUCAAAUUGAAAGCUUUAAUUGAUCUUUUUGAAGAAAUUGUGGACGAGCCGCUUUUCAAUCAGCUGAGGACAAAAGAGCAGCUUGGUUAUGUUGUCGAAUGUAGCCUACGGUUAACGUACCGUAUUUUUGGGUUUUGUUUCUGUGUUCAAUCAUCUGAGUACGACCCAAUUUACGUGCAAGGUAGAAUUGACAACUUCAUAGAUGGUGUUGAAGAAUUGUUGGAUGGGCUUGAUGAUGAUUCCUUUGAGAAUUACAAAAGUGGGUUAAUGGCAAAACUGCUUGAGAAAGACCAUUCGCUUAACUACGAAAGCAAUCGAUUGUGGAGUCAGAUUGUUGAUAAAAGGUAUAUCUUUGAUAUAUCAAAGAAGGAAGCAGAAGAAUUGAAGAACAUAAGCAAGCAAGAUGUUGUUGAGUGGUACCGGACAUAUUUCAGACAGUCGUCUCCGAAGUGUCGGCGACUUCUCAUUCGGUUAUGGGGCUGCAACACAAAGUUUGAAGAUGAUGUUGCACUGCCUGAAACUGUGCAAGCCAUAAAAGAUCCAGCUUCAUUUAAAAUGUCAUCCGAGUUUUAUCCAAAUCUUUGUUAAAACCUGAAGAUAUGCAUUUUUGAACUCAUGAAGUACCAUUCAGAUUUGAGAGCCUUUGUUUUUUAAGUGUAAAUUACAUUUAUGUGCGAAUUAUUUAUUGAUCAAUAAUAUUUUGGAAUGGGGAAAGUUCAGUAUACAAGCGAUUAGGGCUUGUAACUAUUACAAGUU
Arachis stenosperma is the source of this 3454-nucleotide messenger RNA. RefSeq names its product nardilysin-like. Gene Ontology annotation, biological process: proteolysis. Gene Ontology annotation, molecular function: metalloendopeptidase activity; metal ion binding. NCBI's taxonomy places the organism in Eukaryota, Viridiplantae, Streptophyta, Magnoliopsida, Fabales, Fabaceae. The record is from RefSeq and is a predicted model, not a curated record. Gene Ontology annotation, cellular component: cytosol. The transcript is spliced from 19 exons. The coding region runs from base 200 to 3286 and encodes 1028 amino acids.